UUAUGUAGACUGAGUGUCUUCGGUUUAUCUUCAGAUAUGUUUCAUUAAGCAGUAGUUAAGAUCCACACUAUAUAAAGAAAUGAUCGUCGAGUCCGAGGAAGAGCUCGACGGACACUCUAGAUAAUCUCCCGAACAGAUUUGAAACACCGGUGUUGAGAACAUGUAGGAGAAGUUGUUGAAUGCAGUUCCGAUGUUUGUGUUCUCGCCUCUUUUCCGUCUCAGAUUAUUUAUAUACGAGUUUUUUCGUGAGGCUUUCAGAGAUGGAUUAAACAAUUUUGUGCCACUUACGACUUGGAAGUAAAACAAUAACACUCCUUGAAGUUGUUAUUGCGAAUAGCAAAGUCUCCGUUCGCCGAGCAAUGUGCUUGGUAUCCAAUAUGGCUGCCCGUCUACAGUAUGCGGCGUUAGUUUGCUGUUUAUAAGCGUUUUUGGUGGCUUAUUUCGCAUUAAACCGAUUACACACAUAUUAAGCUAAUAUAUAGUUUUUAACAAAUCCACAAACGUGUUUUGUCUCCAGAAAAUGGAGACAAUAUCGGGAUUGUGUUGCUAACAUUAGCCACCCUUCAUCUAUAUSGGAACGGUUAGACAUGUUUCAUACGGUAUAUUGGCAAGAAUGAAAGGCUAAAUAUGAAAUGAUAUUAAGUUGUAAGUAACCAGUAAUAUGAAACCUGUUUGACUUGCGUUGGACCAUGCGGCUUAUGCGAAGGUGCGUCCUUUCUGUGUGUUUUUCUUUGACCGCCAGGGGGCUCUUUAGCAGGAAGUGAAUCAUAGGACGUCAAAGUUGGAAAUCAAAGAAGAAAGCUCCGGRUUUUCAUUUAGCACAAACACAAGCUAGCAGCAGGCACRAAGGAGCUUUUCUUUCAAACUCAUACCCCUUCAUUAUGGAAAUCACACGAAGAACUUCAUAUAAUGCCGCUUUUAAGUUGAAGGCUAUCGACAUCGCAGUAAGGGAGGGAAAUAGAGCCGCUGCACUUAAAUUUGGCGUGAAUGAAUCAAUGGUUCGGCGUUGGAGACGGCAGCAGGUAGAACUUACUGAAUGCCAAAAGACGAGAAAGGCUUUCAGAGGACAAGACAGCAGGUGGCCUGAACUUGAAGAUGUUCUUGAGGAUUGGGUAAACACUCAGAGAGCAGGCGGCCGAGGUGUAUCCACCUUGCAAAUCCGGCUGAAUGCCAAAUCAAUUGCCCGCCAAAUGAAUAUUGACAAUUUUAGCGGAGGACCGUCCUGGUGUUUUAGAUUUAUGAAAAGAAAGAACCUGUCCWCUGGGGCAGGGACACGCCUCUUUCAGCAACUCCCCCCGGACUACCAGGAAAAAGUUACAAAUUUCCGACAAUUUGUUGAGGCAAAGAUCGUGGAGAGCGCCAUCGGACCAGACAACAUUAUAAAUAUGGGUGAAGUGCCAUUGACAUUUGACAUGUCUCUGACCAAGAUAGGUGAAUCGUCCAUUUUGGAGAAAACCAAUGGACACGAGAGGACAUAUUUCACUUGUGUCCUGGGCUGCACCGCUUCUGGACAAAAGCUYCCACCGAUGGUGAUUUUCAAGCGCAAAACUAUGCCGAAUGACCAACUCUCGAAGGACAUUGUAGUUAAAGUCAACCAGAAAGGACGGAUGUCAGAAUAUCUGAUGAAGGACUGGUUAACGGAGUGCUACGGAAAGCGCCCAGGAGGAUUUUUUCACCUGAAAAAAGCGCUGCUUGUUUUGGACAGUAAGAGGGCCCACAUCACCAAUUCGGUAAAAGCAGUCAUCAAGAGAACCAGCUCAAUUCCAGCUGUUAUUCCUAGAGGUACAGAAAAGUAUUUGCAACCCCUUGACAUCAGUGUGAAUCGGGCAUUUAGAGCAGCAUUCAGGGGUGAAUGGAAGGCUUGGAUGAGAAGCGGGGACAAAUCCUUUACAGAAAYUGGCCAAAUGCGAAGAGUGUCAUUUUCUGAGGUCUGUCAGUGGAUCCUAGCAGCGUGGAGCAGAGUGAAUGAAUCCACCAUCAUCAGUGGGUUCCGAAAGGCUGGACUGCUGCGUGAAGAGGGCACCACAGCUUCAGAGCCAGCUUUACCCCGGGAUGACUGCAACACGGAGAGUAACACUGACAUAGAGGMAGAAAAGGAUUAUGUUGAAAUGGAGCAGCUCAGCAAGGAAGACAGGGACUUCAGUUCGCACCAGAAGAAAGCAGAACCUCUGCAAAUUAAAGAAGAGCAAGACGGGGCAGAACAUCAACGGAUGAGAGGGGAUCAGGAGGAACGAAAUCCCCCACACCUUAAAGAAGAGCAGCAGGAGUUUGAAGCUUCCCAAAUAAAAGAGGAAGACGAGGAACUCUGUGUCAGUCAGGAUGAAGAUCAUCUUCUGCUGAAGUGGAAGACGUAUACCUUUGAGGUUUCUCCUGUAAACGAAGAAAAAUACCACCUUGAACCAGACGGGAACCAACUGGACCUCCAGGAUGCUGCUGAAGCCGAGAACCAGAUUCAGGAAGAAAACGACUCACAAUUAAAGCAAGAUGAAGAUCUGGAAUCAAAUGGGAAAUAUUGGAAAAAUCUGUUCUCUGGAGAAAUGCAUGAUGGKUUUUUUCCUCAAGAUGGCAGGAAACGCAGGAGAAUCCACACAGCUCGCUUACAAAGCGUUUAUUUCGUGGAUGAACCGCGUGUAGAAGAGGAGUCGACAACAGCGGCUGUAGGUGAGGCAAAGUUCGCUGAGGUUGAGAGCCUGGAGUCUCACCCGUGGCCCCACCUGAAGGACUACUUUUUUUUCGAGGCCAGGGAUAAAGCCAACGAAAAAACCCUCCACUUCCAGUGCGUCCUGUGCCAGCCCAAGAAGAUCACCAUCAAGGGACAAGCGAAGAGUCUGUACAAUUUAAAGUCGCAUAUCAACCGGAAGCAUCCGGCGCACGCCACCCAGUUCGAGGAGGACAUCAAGGCCGGCUCUUCCCGUGGGAAACACAGGCUAUCUGUUAGCAGCAGCACUAGUAGCCAGUCAUCACAGCCAUGUGCAAAGAGAGCGCGGCAGCCCAGCUUUGGUGAGACUUCUUGCAAAACAGCUGGGACUGACGUCAGCCAGUCUAUGGUGGACAAACAGAUUGUGGACCUGUUUGUCCACAACUUGCUACCGUUACAUGUGGUGGAGUCCCCCACCUUUGUUGACCUGAUAAAGAUGUUGAACCCCAGCAUGACGUCUAUGUCCCGCCGCGACCUGAGCAGGAGCAUCUCAGCCAGCCGCGAUCAGCUGGAAGAGCACCUCAUAAGAUUGCUUGAGGACAUCCCCUGGGUUGCCACCACUGCGGACUGCUGGUCGGCCCACAACAAGUCCUACCUGGGCAUGACGGCACAUUGGCUGGACCCCAAGACUCGCGCAAGACGGCACGCGCUCCUGGCCUGCACUCGGGUCAAAGGUCAUCACUCCUCCGACGUUCUCGCCCAGGCCAUGCUAGACACCCAUUCCAAGUUCAAUCUGCAAGACAAAGUGACCAGAACCACGACGGACAACGGCAAAAACUUUGUGAAGGCGUUUGUGCAGUUUGGUGCAGAAGCCGAGUUCUUGCCAAACAUUCCUGAAGCCGCUGCCGAGUUGGAAGAAGAUUGGAUCCAGGAYGUGGAUCCUGAAGCCGGAGGCGUGGAGUACAUCUCCGUUGAUGCCACCCUUGACAAGUCCAGCAGCCUGGGCCUUAAACUCCCGGCGCACAUGAAGUGUGCCGCUCAUACCUUUAAUUUGGUAGCCAGCGUAGAUUCCAGCGAGGCUCUGAACUGCGCCCUGUUCAGGUCAGCCUACAGGAAGGCCAUGUCCAAAGCCCGGGCGCUGUGGUGCCUGCAGAGCCGCAGCACGGUGGCGGCAGCCUGCGUAUUUGAUGUGUUGGAGAGGAGGUUGGUGGUCCCCGACGGUAAGAGAUGGAACUCAACUUAUGACUCUGUUGUGGUCCUCAACGGCCUGCUUGAGAAAAGCAGGGAUGYUGUGAACAAGGUGAUGACGCAGCUGAAGCUGCAGACCUUCACCAGCUCUGAUGUCGGCUUCCUGAGUGAAUACGUCCAGGUGAUGUGUAUCAUCGCCAAGGCUUUGGAUAAAAUCCAGGGGGAGGACCAGGCCUACCUCGGUAGCCUUCUGCCAACAGUCGCGGCCACCGUGAUGAGGCUGAAGGAGGUCAAGUUAAAGCGUCUGCUGCACUGCGGUCCUCUGGUGGACGCCAUACUGGCAGGCAUCUCUAAAAGGUUUAUGCCGCUCCUGGAGGACCUGGAGUGCCAGCUGGCCGCUGCCUUYCAYCCCAAGUUUCGUCUGUUCUGGUUGGAGCAGUUCAACAAGAGCCAGGUUGGCAGCGUGACCAAAGCAAUGGAGGCGGUCGUACAGACGGGCCUGAGCGCACGCAGUGAGGAGGGCAGCAACACCUCCAGCAACGAGGAGGAGGAUGAGGAGGAGGAGGAAGACGACUUCUUCAGCAACAUCACUCGGUCCUGUGACGGCAGGAGCCACAGGUCGCAGAAAUGGAAGGCUCAGAACCUGGUGAAGACCUGGCUGGAGGCCGGAUCCAAGGACGCCAUGACGGAUCGGGCCUUUCUGGGCGAACAGGUCCUGAUCGACUUGUUCAUCAAAUACAACACACCCGUCCCGUCCAGUGCCGCCGUCGGGCGCCUGUUCUGUCAAGGCCACAGCGUUCUGAGGGCCGGCGUGUCGGAUGUUGGCUUUGAGAGUCUGAUGUUUAUGAAGGGAAACCAGCAUCACAUGGCGGACAUGACCAAGGCCCAGCUAGAGUAGCUGCACUGCAAAAACACAAAAUGCUUUUGCCAACUUUGGUCUAUUUCUAGUCCAAAUAUGUUUCUAAGCUUGAAAUAAGACAAAACUAACUUAUAUGUAACUUUUCAGCAAGCUAAUGGAGCUUUUUUUUUUUUUUUG
Poecilia reticulata (guppy) is the source of this 4862-nucleotide messenger RNA. RefSeq lists its product as uncharacterized. The record is from RefSeq and is a predicted model, not a curated record. Gene Ontology annotation, molecular function: nucleic acid binding. Lineage: Eukaryota; Metazoa; Chordata; Actinopteri; Cyprinodontiformes; Poeciliidae.